UGUCAAAGGUGUCAAACGCCAUCAACAAAAUUUGUAAACUCAUCCAUUUACAACUUGAUUGAAAAGUUUUGUGUGAUUUUCAUCGAUAAAACGGCUUUUUCUAUCAAAAAUAUCUUGUUCAAGCCUAUACGAGGUCAAUUGUGAUAUAUUACUUAGCAGUGGAAGUAUUGUCAAAAUCAUGCAACCAACGACUAUGUCUGGUAUUAAUGCGGGCCCUUUCUGGAGCAACGGACCAAGUCCCGGAGCAUUCUAUAACUUUCCUGGAUUCCACGCCGGUAAUGGAGCCAUCUCGGCUCGAUCGGAAACUCCUGGCGAGUAUGGAACCCAGCGUUCAUACACUCCGGUUACGACGGGAACAUCAGUGAUUGGACUGAAAUUUGCCAACGGUGUGAUAAUUGCUGCCGAUAAGCUGGUUUCCUACGGAUCGUUGGCCCGCUUCCACGACGUUGAUCGUGUGUACAAGAUCAAUGACAAAACAAUCAUCGGCAUCGGUGGCGAUUUCGCGGAUUUCCAGUACAUUAAGCGACACAUUGACCAGAAAGUGGUUGAUGACAUGUGUUUGUCAGAUAAAAACGAGCUGAAACCGAAAUCUCUCUACAAUUGGCUCACGCGAGUGAUGUAUAAUCGCCGUUGCGAUUUCAAACCACUCUACUUGGAUAUCGUUGUCGGAGGCAUGCAAGACGAGGAGCCCUUCCUGGGCCACGUGAAUCUGCGUGGCCGUGCGUAUACGAGCAAUGUCGUCGCGACCGGUUAUGGCACCCAUCUGGCCCUCCCACUGCUCCGUGAGUAUUCGGAAAAUCCAACCGCCUAUGCCGGACUGGAUAAACAGAAGGCAUCCGAGUUGACCAAGAGCGUGAUGGAGGUGCUGUGGUAUCGCGACUGCCGCAGUGAUCCCAAAUAUUCUCAGGCCGUUUGCACUACAGACGGAGUCCAGGUGGAUGCGCAUUGCUUCGUCAAACAGAACUGGAACUUGGCCACGAUGAUUAAGGGGUAUUAGGGCAAUGCAAUGUCACGAACGUGAUAUUCAUAUGAUUUAUUGAUUUUCGUGAAUAAAAUUUGAAAUUAUAAUUCAUUUAUCCAUACAUUCAAA
Messenger RNA from Armigeres subalbatus, 1090 nucleotides. It is a transcript of the gene Prosbeta7, whose product is annotated as proteasome subunit beta type-4. NCBI's taxonomy places the organism in Eukaryota, Metazoa, Arthropoda, Insecta, Diptera, Culicidae. The transcript is spliced from 3 exons. The coding region runs from base 179 to 997 and encodes 272 amino acids. The record is from RefSeq and is a predicted model, not a curated record. Gene Ontology annotation, cellular component: proteasome core complex.